GCGUGCCGCGACUACUGGGACACCACGGCAGGGCCAUACCAAUGGCCCACCCCUCAAAUCUGCCCUCAAGAAAACUCGCCACUCAGAAGAAGUUACCUCGACCCCCGUGAUGGCUCCAUUAGAACGCACGCGAACGACGUCCUCAUCACGGCAACGCUACACACCGACGACUCGCACGGGGUCAAACUCCAAUCCACAAUUUAUGCCAGACCACAUGUUUGUCUCCUUCUCCGGCACGAACGAACUUCGCGUUCAUAAUGUCGCCUUCCAAGACACACUCGAUGUUCUCAGAGAACAUGUCAUCCCCAUGUGGCCUCACGGCGUCACGACACACUCGCUCGCCGCACACUCAUGGCGUGUCACAUUUGCUCGGAAUCCAUGGAGUGCCAGCGGCCAAGAGGGCAUCAUUGCCCAACAGAUGGUGUGUGAGCUGUUUGCACGACUCUCACAUCAGGGGUACCAGUACCUAACAUCCGUAAACGCAGGCAGCUCAUGUGGGCAGCUGAUUUUCCAAGACUCACAGGCGGACGAGAACGCAGAUUUCUUCGUAGCCAAUUUCUCGAGCUCGGGCCGCCGGAUGACCCUUGUCAAACCCCCACGACGCAUAGGUGAACAAAUCGGAGCACGGCUCAGGUCGGCAUGGCCGCACAAAAUUGCCGCUGAUCGUUCAAGCGAGCAAAACAUAUACACAGUAGAGCUGAAAAGAAAUUCGUUUGGCGGCCCAGAGCUCGAUACCAACGUUUUUGCCGCCGCCGCUUUGCAGGAGAUCAACUUUAUGGGGUACAAACUCGAAGCUACGGUCUCAUUUUCACGAUCAAGCAUGUGGGGUUUUGGUGGCAAGAAGGAGCUCUGGGUUUUCCGAGGUAGCAAACGGUCUCGACCAGAAUCUCGGUCAGGGAAAUAGUGACUUGUUUUGCUAGUAUUUACUGAUCUUCUUGUCAAUCUUAUGGUGGGGUUUCAACGG
This is a messenger RNA of Coniophora puteana RWD-64-598 SS2, 964 nucleotides long. RefSeq lists its product as uncharacterized. Lineage: Eukaryota; Fungi; Basidiomycota; Agaricomycetes; Boletales; Coniophoraceae. The transcript is spliced from 6 exons. The record is from RefSeq and is a predicted model, not a curated record. The coding region runs from base 110 to 904 and encodes 264 amino acids.